Molecule: messenger RNA, 1218 nt
Organism: Alternaria ethzedia
Lineage: Eukaryota; Fungi; Ascomycota; Dothideomycetes; Pleosporales; Pleosporaceae
Exons: 2
Coding region: 1-1218 (405 amino acids)
Source: RefSeq, a predicted model, not a curated record
AUGCCGCCAUCAUCGCGGAAAGCUACGAAAGCGCGCACUACAGCUGACAUAGAUGACGACUUCUUCGAUGGCACUGUGCUGGCAGACAGCAGCAGGAGCAGAACGAGAUCAAAUGGGUCCGACGAUGACCUUCCCGGCCUUCCAACAGCACCGACAACGCCACGGACUAAGACAAGGACCAAAGAUGCAUUGGGAAAGAAACGUGGAGGGUCAUCAUCACCACCUCCCAUUGAUGAGCUUGAGGCGCCGCACAUUGAGAAAAUGCACAAAUGUCUGUCGAAGUUCGAUCUGCGCGACGACGAGUGGAUGAUGGUGGAAGACGAGUUUCUGGAGACAGCAAAGCUCUUCUCGCGACACUUGCACAUCGCCGAAUACGAGAAGCUUAAGGCGAUGAUCGAAGAGAAGAAGAAAGAAGCUGCUGAGGUUACCAGACCCGUCGUUGCAAAUGCGAAGAGGUCGACUAGUGGCGAGAUGAAGGAGAAGGCCAGGGUCCAAGAGCUGAAGCAGAAGGAAGCGAUUCGCGAUGUGUUUGCGUCGCAGGAAGACGAAGAUGACCAAGAAGGGCGGGCCGUGUUGUCAAAUCGGUCUCAUUUUGCGUCUUCGUUCAUGGCCUCAAGACACGUUGCGACCACUAGCAAAUACGCAGCACAAGAUAGCGACUACGACAGCGACGAUCUAGACGCACCGCGCCCGUCAGCAAAGCCCGUUCCCAGAUCCACCACCACACCCACCCCAGUCCGCAACAGCAGUGCAGCAGAGGGGCAAAAGUCUGCCUCGUCUCUUGCACCCAAUCCGAACCCCGUCUUCGCUAAGCCUGCGCCACCUACACCUGCAGCAAAAUCUCGCUCACGCAUAAGUCGCGCAACACCCUUUGACAUGCUUGACGAUUUGGUACCGACGAAGAAAAGUAAGGCAUUGUCGGGGUCUUCGCCGCAGCAGCCUGUUGAGACAUCGCAUGCAACGCGCGCAUCAAGUGUCAGCAAGUAUACCCAAUCCUUCGAUUCUGUGGGCGAUCGGGGUGGUGCUAAGGGACGAUCAAGUGCUUUGUUCGAUGAAAAUGCGUUAGUCAGAGAUCCGGGCGGCAGUGGUGGUAACAGCGGUGUCAGUAAGGAGACUUCGGAGCGCAUUGCCAAGCGCAAGGCUGAAAGGGAGAAGAACGAGAAGGAGCGGAAACGGAAAGCUGCGGAUUUAGAUGACGUACCGACAUUCUUGUUUUGA